AGACGAUUACUUUAGAUUACUUGCAGCAGCACACGAGAUGAUGCUGUCUCAGUCACACUCUUUAAAGUCCUACCACUUAAUAAACCUGAAAACAUCUUCCUUCUCGCUCACUCACUGGCCGGCCGGCAGGGGCGCGCGCGCGCCUUCGUCAUUACACGUUUUUGUGUUGUCGAAGUCACACGCGUUCGAUAUUUAAAAUAUUUUUUUGCCAGAUUUAAGGAAUUUACAGUAUUUAUUCGUUAAACAUGGGGAAAAAACGGAAGAGAUCAAGAUCGAGGGAUAGUAAACGUUUGCGCAAAGAAAAUAGGAGGUUAAAGGAAAUGCUAAAGCGUCGGCGGUUGAAUUCUUCGUCGUCGGAAGUGUCACAGGAUUCGCAUGACACGCUAAAUUCGCCCAUUGAAAGCGAAAGAGGAGCGGCGGACGGAAACACGAUUGUGCUUUCACCUAUGCAUGCAGAUGAAGUAGUAGACACUGAAAUAAUAAAUGAAAUGGAUGACAGGGAAACCGAAGCGGACCUAGAUCCAGAAAUACUUCAGAUUUUGGGUGAUGACCCAUCUAAUGAAAACAAAUUCGGCGAAGAUUUGCAUAAUCAGAUACUGCCUAGAUGGAAGCAUAUUUUGGCAAAAGGCCUUGACAAAGAAGUCAAGUCCGAACUUUGUAAACUAUACUUGCCCCCAGAAAACUGUGGGAGUCUAAGGGCGCCCAAGCUUAACCCUCAAGUCAGGCGUUUUUUAAGUGAGCCUAAUAAAAAGAAGGAAUCUUUUAACGAGAGCAAACAAAAUCAACUAUCAAGUUGCCUUGCAGCCCUGGGAAAAUCACUGAAUAUAGCACUGUCAAAUAAAGGAAAUGCAGUUCCGCAAGACAUCAUAAAGCCUCUUAGUGACGCAGGGCGUCUCCUGUGCGAUUUUCACUAUAGAGAAUCUCAGUCGAGACGUUAUGCUAUCAUAAAUGUAAUUAACAAAGACAUGCGUGAAACGCUGAAGAACACAGUGAUUGAUGAGUUUCUAUUUGGAGCAGAUCUGGCCGAACAGUUAAAACAAGACAAGGAGAUAACCCGAGUCGCCAUGGAUUUAAGAACUCCUCGGCCUUCAAGACUACCAGCAGCUGGACAGGUACAAAGAGGAACUUUAAACUACCGGGGGGCGCGGGGUCCGGCCUCGGCAGCGCGCCAGUACCCCUCGCAGCAGAAGCCGCCGGCGUCGUCAGGCGCGGGAGCAGCGACAUCUUCGAGAGGCCGGGAUCACCGCCGCUACGAGUCUUCGAGCUGGAGGAAGCCCAACGGACGCGGACGGACAACGAGGCGGUAGCCUCUACCUCUAACCAGGAGUUAGCCCAGGUACCUAACAUAUCGAUUGCUGGUAGACUGCGCUUAUUUUAUGAUAAAUGGCGUGCUAUUACUAAUGACAGCCUAAUAUUAUCUUGGAUUCUCGGUUAUGAGAUUCCCUUUAAGGAUAUGCCUAUGCAGCCGUAUGCUUCUAGAACUGCGAAGUUUUCUAAAUCGGAAACUUUAGCUAUUGAGCAAUGUAUUACUGCUAUGUUAAAAUCUAAUGUGAUAAAUAGCUGUUCCCAUUGUGAAUUACAAUACAUUUCGCCUAUUUUUACGGUUCCUAAGCCAAAUGGGAAACAUAGAUUUAUUUUAAAUUUAAAGCAAUUAAAUAAAUUUAUUGAAACUUAUCAUUUUAAAAUGGAAGACCACCGCACGGCUUUAAAACUUUUAGAACAUAAUUAUUAUAUGGCUACUAUUGAUUUACAGGACGCAUAUUUUUUUAUUUCAGUCAAUGAAGCAGACAGAAAGAUGUUGAGGUUCGAGUGGAACUCAAAUCUAUAUGAAUUUAAUGUUCUCCCAUUUGGCUUAUGCACGGCGCCGUAUGUUUUCACUAAAAUAAUCAAACCUGUUGUUCAUUAUUUACGUUCAAUGGGCUUAAUGUCGGUUAAUUAUCUCGACGAUUUUAUGUGCAUUGGCCGAACAUACACCGAAUGCUUAGAAAAUAUAAAAAUAACAAAACAAUUCUUAGAAUCUCUGGGUUUUGUCAUCAAUAUCAGUAAAAGCCAACUUAUUCCGAGCACAUAUUGCAAAUUUCUUGGUUUUAAUUUUGACACUCAUAAUAUGACACUAAAUUUACCACAAGAUAAGAAAAUACGCAUAAGGGACAAAGCCAAAAAAUUCAUUAAACUUAAAAAAUGUACAAUCAGACAGUUCGCGGAAUUCAUAGGUUUACUAACAUCAGCAUGCCCAGCUGUCCAGUACGGCUGGGUUUACACAAAAAUAUUUGAAAGGGAAAAGUUUUUGGCGUUAAAUAAUACAGAUAAUU
Messenger RNA from Plutella xylostella (diamondback moth), 2312 nucleotides. The record is from RefSeq and is a predicted model, not a curated record. NCBI's taxonomy places the organism in Eukaryota, Metazoa, Arthropoda, Insecta, Lepidoptera, Plutellidae.